This is a messenger RNA of Daphnia pulex (common water flea), 1210 nucleotides long. RefSeq lists its product as uncharacterized. The transcript is spliced from 2 exons. The coding region runs from base 304 to 1107 and encodes 267 amino acids. Gene Ontology annotation, biological process: negative regulation of phosphatase activity. Gene Ontology annotation, molecular function: phosphatase binding. The record is from RefSeq and is a predicted model, not a curated record. Lineage: Eukaryota; Metazoa; Arthropoda; Branchiopoda; Diplostraca; Daphniidae.
GAAAAAUCCGUUUUAAAUUUGUGAUCCAGAGAUAAAAAGAGUGGUAAGCCAGAAAAAAUCCUUUUAUGAUAUUUUUCGUUGCGAUUUUUUCCACCUUUCUUUGAAGUUCUCAUUCAUUUAUAUUUCACAAGUAAUAUGAUAUAAAUUAACCGUCUGACAACGUAGUGUUCGUUGUAAUUUUUCAUUAACAAUUUUAAAUAUCUGCAGAGCAGUUAUAUAGUUAUGAAACUCUGCUAGUGGUUGUUGUUUAUUGGAUUUCUAUUUUGGAAACUACAUAUUCAUCUAUAAGAUCACUAUUGUGAGAUGGAGCGGUCUCGUCCAUCGAAGGAUUCUUCUCAACAGCUAAGAAACUCUGGGACCGUAAAAGUGUUGAAAAAAGGUGCAAACGGAACAGUUCCACUAGACAAAGUCGGUAAAAACAAAUUAUUUUCAUCUGACACCAAAAAAAGGUUCUCGUCUGUCAAGAAACGUUCUCACGUUGAAAUUCUCAACACUUCAAACGCCAAAAGUAAAAUAAACUCUCCUAUUGUGGUAAUUGAAAAUGAAACAUCUCAUGUGGACAUACUUCAAAGAAUCCAAGCUGUUGGGAUACCUAAAACAUACAAUUCAACAUUAUGCAGCUAUUCAACCACUGCAACACACCAGCAAAAAUUAAACCAACCGAUAUUUCAAAGUUCUGUUGUCCUUAUGAAAAACCUUGAAACACUGAAGAAUUUGGAGAUUGAAACUCGGAAUUUACUCAGCCACAAAGUUGAAAAGGAUAAAAAAAUGCAGAAAUUAUUAAACUCAAAGGUUUCAACAGUUUUGAAUCCAUCCAGGCAAAUUUUUUCUCGCCUUCAGCCUAUUUCAUUUAAUGUGGAACAGCUUGUGGAUCAAGAUGAAACAAGGCUUCACAAUCUAGCAGAAAAGAAUGCUCCACAAAUGCGAUAUAGGGAUCCUGAAAUUGCUUUGAAAGAUUUUAUUGAUUGUAUGGUUAUUUCUAAAACUCCUAUCCUACCUGAAUCUUCCUUUCAUGAUCAGUGUUGUCAGUUUCAAAUCAAUCCAUUUAUCCAACAUCAGAUUCCAGGCAAUAAUAAUUUAAUUCCAUAUUCAUUUUGGUUUCUGUAAGAGUUGUAUAAAAUUUUUCUCCUAUAAACUUUGUAUCUUAAGAAGUUACACAAAUUUUCUUACGGUUGUAUUUCUAAUUCUAAUAAACUACGAUUAAAAUUAA